Daucus carota subsp. sativus is the source of this 1435-nucleotide messenger RNA. RefSeq names its product transcription elongation factor TFIIS. Gene Ontology annotation, biological process: DNA-templated transcription; transcription elongation by RNA polymerase II. Gene Ontology annotation, cellular component: nucleus. The transcript has 2 exons. Bases 37 to 1200 code for a protein of 387 amino acids. NCBI's taxonomy places the organism in Eukaryota, Viridiplantae, Streptophyta, Magnoliopsida, Apiales, Apiaceae. Gene Ontology annotation, molecular function: zinc ion binding; nucleic acid binding. The record is from RefSeq and is a predicted model, not a curated record.
AGCAAUCCUAGGUUUGCACUGCAUGUGUUGUGUGUGAUGGAGACGGAGCGGGAGCUGAUUCAGUUAUUCGAAGCCGUGAAAAGAGCUGCCGAUGAUGCGGUGGCCGACAAGGAUCUCGAGUUUUCGCCUGCAGAAAAACGAUGCCUUGAUGGAUUAAAACAGCUUCAGAAAUUCCCUGUCAAUUAUCAUCUCCUUGUUUCCACUCAGGUUGGGAAACGUCUUAGACAUCUGACGAAGCAUCCCAGGAAGAAGAUCCGGGAGCUGGCUUCCAUGUUGAUUGGAUUAUGGAAGGACAUCAUAGUUGAGGAAGCAGCUAGUGAUAAGAAAAAUGGGAGCUCGGAUAAAAAAGACUCUGAAAAAAGUGUAGAGACUUCUGAGUCAGUUAAGGUUCAGAAAGGAAAUUCUGUGAAGGUUGAGGAGACUUGCAAAGGUGGGACUGUUAAGCUUGAGAGGAAUAAUUCUAGCACAACCCGAAAGUUGGAGAAAGUUGUUGAUUCUGAAACUUCGUCAUCUGCAAAAAGAACCAAAGGUGCUGAUGGUGUCAAGAUGAAGAACAAUUCUGUUGUCGAAUCUAUAAGAGUUGAAGAGAAAGUAAAUAAAGAAGUGAGUGGUACCGGUGAUUUGGGAAAAGCUGCAUCUAAUGGGGUUUCUCCCCCCAAGAUGUCUUCUGUCCUUCUCUGUAAGGAUCCCUUGCGUGACAAAAUUCGGGAACUUUUAUCAGAAGCUUUAUUGAAAGUCUCUGGUGAAAUUAGUGAAGAUCAGAGGGAAGCAGCAGAUGCUGUAGACCCUUACAGACUUGCUGUUUCAUUAGAGUCUGUAUUGCAUGAGAAUUGGGGCAAAUCUAAUGGCCGGCAAAAGAUCAAGUACAGAUCAGUUGUAUUUAAUUUAAAGGAUCAGCAUAAUCCUGAUUUCAGGAGAAAAGUUUUUCUUGGACAUAUCAAGCCAGAGCAAGUUGUUGACAUGACUCCUGAAGAAAUGGCAAGCGACGACAGGCAACGCCAGAACCAAGAAAUCAAAGAAAAAGCCUUGUUUGAUUGUGAGCGUGGAGCAAAGCGACAGGCCAGUACUAACCAAUUCAGGUGCAGUCGGUGUGGGAAAAAUGAGUGCACUUAUUACCAGAUGCAGACUCGGAGCGCUGACGAACCUAUGACUACCUAUGUAACAUGUGUCAACUGUGAUAAACACUGGAAGUUCUGUUAAGAUCUUCCAGGAGCUCACAGUGAUCAAUAAACUACUGCCAUGAAAUCUGUAGGUGUCUGCUGGCGACGCGAAGUAAGUCUAAUUUUAGUUCUGAUUAGGAGAAAAUAGAGCAGUUUAAUUUAGGCUUAUGCUGACAGUGCUAAUUUGUUGUCCAGAGGAUGUUGAUUAUUUCAUUCUUUUCAGACACAUUUUCUGGUACGGUCUCCUAAUAAUAAUAAUAGAAUGUAUUGCUCCA